AUGUUGAUCAACGCUUACGAGAUGCGUUUGGUCCGAGAGACGGCCACCGCAUAUUCUAUGACGUUUACAAUGCCCAAUUUUCCAGCGCUGAGAUACAUCCACCUCAACAAAAUCACAGGAGUCGUGACGAUUCGAACCAACAACUUUUUCUUUACGUGUUUACUCAGUGGCAACCAAAUUAGAGGAGGUUCGUUCAGAUGGGUUGACCAAGGAGACGAAUCAAUUCCCAUGCUACCACCGCCGGACUUAUAA
Messenger RNA from Macrosiphum euphorbiae (potato aphid), 252 nucleotides. Lineage: Eukaryota; Metazoa; Arthropoda; Insecta; Hemiptera; Aphididae. The record is from the annotation of a GenBank genome assembly.